Myripristis murdjan (pinecone soldierfish) is the source of this 4026-nucleotide messenger RNA. Its product is annotated as cell cycle control protein 50A. The coding region runs from base 239 to 1345 and encodes 368 amino acids. The record is from RefSeq and is a predicted model, not a curated record. Gene Ontology annotation, biological process: phospholipid translocation. The transcript is spliced from 7 exons. Gene Ontology annotation, cellular component: plasma membrane; endoplasmic reticulum; Golgi apparatus. NCBI's taxonomy places the organism in Eukaryota, Metazoa, Chordata, Actinopteri, Holocentriformes, Holocentridae.
UCUCUGUUCAUGUAAACUUCCUGGAUGGGCAGCUCUUGCUAGCUAGCCAGCUAGCUAUCUAGCUAGCUAGCGUUUGCUUGGUCUUAAAUUAUCGGGCUGAAUUAAACAACUAAAAUCAUAUGACUGUUAUCAACGUAGUCUGGGCGUCUAAGUGUCUUAAAACACCAGUGUCUUUAGGUGCCGGCGGGGAGUAAAGUAAAGUGACAGCUGCCAGCGUUACAGCAGUUUAGCAGCAAACAUGAUGGCGUCCAGUUACAACGCGAAAGACGAGGAUGGACACAUCACCGUCUCCGGGCCCGGCGGAGGGACCUUGAAGAACAAGAAGCCCGACAACACUGCGUUCAAACAGCAGAGACUCCCCGCAUGGCAGCCCAUCCUCACAGCCGGCACCGUGCUCCCUGCCUUUUUCAUCAUCGGGCUGAUCUUCAUUCCCAUCGGCAUCGGCCUGUACGUCACCUCCAACAACAUCAAGGAGCUGGAGAUUGACUACACCGGGGUUGACAUGUCCAGUCCCUGCUUCAAUUGCUCCCAGAACUUCAGCUGGAACAGCACAAGGCCUUGUACCUGCACUAUACCCUUCUACCUGGAGCAGGCGUUUGAGAGCAAUGUCUUCAUGUACUACGGCCUGUCCAACUUCUACCAAAACCACCGGCGUUACGUCAAGUCGAGAGACGACAGCCAGCUGAAUGGAGACAUUGAAGCCCUCCUGAACCCCAGCAAGGAGUGCGAGCCAUAUGCAAGGAAUGAAAAUAAGCCAAUUGCACCAUGUGGAGCCAUCGCCAACAGCAUGUUCAAUGACACGUUGGAGCUUUUUUACAUCGACCCAAACGGCACGAAGAUCCAGAUUCCCCUGAUGAAGAAGGGCAUCGCCUGGUGGACAGACAAGCACGUGAAGUUCAGAAACCCGGGAGGAAACAACCCAAACCUCACCGCUGUGUUCCAAGGCACGACCAAGCCGGUCAACUGGCGCAAGCCCGUCUACGAGCUGGAUACCGACUCGGAGAAUAACGGCUUCAUCAACGAGGACUUCAUCGUGUGGAUGAGAACCGCCGCGCUGCCGACUUUCCGCAAACUCUACCGCAUCAUCCAGAAGAAGAACAGCAUGAUACCAACGCUUCCCCGGGGAAACUACACCCUGGAAGUCGUCUACAAUUACCCGGUCGGCAGCUUCGAGGGCCGGAAGCGCAUGAUCCUGAGCACCAUUUCCUGGAUGGGAGGCAAGAACCCGUUCCUGGGCAUCGCCUACAUCACGGUGGGCUCCAUCUGCUUCUUCCUGGGCGUCGUCCUGCUGAUCAUCCACCACAAAUACGGCAACCGCAACAACAGCGCUGACAUCACCAACUAAGACGUCCGCCGCGUUCCCGCUUGGCCCUGCUGCGGCCGCGAGGCAUCCGCUGGCCACAUCGGUCGACACGUUUUCCACAUUCAACAGCCGCUGUCGCUUUUAGAGCUUCGGGAAUGCCCUAGAGCGCCCGACGAGGGUCUUUGACCGAAACGUUGCACGUACAGUAAAUAUUAAGCAUGUGAACACAGUGCGUGGGUCAUGCAUUCGAUGUUUUUUUUUUUUAAGGUUUAAGAAAGUAAAAUUAUCUCUAGACGCCGGGCGGUGACUUGCCAAAGUGACUUGUAAAAGUAGCCAAACUUGCCAGCAACAGUCAGCAUUUAUCAUCAUUUCAUCUGCCGAGUAACUGGAUGUCAGCCAGUUCAUUUAGGCCUGCAUAGUUCAGUAAGGUGUUGAGAAUUUUAUUAAAGCCCCAGGUGUAGAAAACAGACUUUCAGUGGCUCUCGACAGUAAAAACAAGUCGGAAACAUUCAGAUAAAAUCACAAAAAAACUAAUCGAUAAAUAAGAGUCAUGAUAAAUUACACUUUUAUUGUCCUGAACCCUCCUCCUGAGGGAAGGGGGAGGCUGAACAGUGUGUGUCCUGGGUGGGUGCGAUCUUUUAAAAUACCACUGGCUUUUCUGUGGAGCCGGCCAGUGUGUAUAUGUCACCGAGAGGGAGGUUAAGUAGUCUUAGUCACCUUCUCUGCCGUCCUCACCACCCGCUGCAGGUCCUUUCUGUGCAGCUAACAAACCACAGCGUGCAGCAGUAAGUCAGGAGGCUCUCGAUGGCGGUGGCCCGGUAGAAAUGAAUCAACAAGCCUGAGAAAGAAGAGCCUCCGCUGGGCCUUCCCCACCUGAUGGGAGAUGUUUCUAGGCCAGGUGAGGUCAGCCGAAAUGUGGACUCCCAGGUAUUUGAUGCAGCCCGCCCUCCCUACCUCCUCUCCACGUGUGCAGAAUGCCCCACCCGCCUUGAUCUCCUGUAGCCUGUUAUCAGUCCCUUUGACUUUGUUGUGUUUAAUGGGAACGCCAUCGUGCCAGAUGUUGGAUCUCCCUCCUGUAGUCUGACUUGUUGUCAUCAGUCUUCACAUAUGAUGUACACAAUGCUGUAGCAGGCAUUGUGUACAUCAUAUGUGAAGAGGGAGUAGAGGAAAGUUGUUUUCGAACCAGUUUGUGGGGGAUUAUUGUGUCGAAUGCAGAACUGGAAUCGACAAACAGCAUCCUUCCCUAUGUGUUGCUGUGAUCCAGGCUGCGUGGAGAGCUGUUAUCACCGCAUCAUGUGUCUGUCUGUUUGUCCGAUAUGCAAACCGGUGUGGAUCGACAGCUUUCAUGUGUGAGAGAACUCGUCGUGAAACAUUUUGUCGGGGCUUGGCGAUGCUCAUCCAGGCGGUGGUUUCCUUGGGAACAGGGUCGAUGGCGGUCGCUUUAAGGCGUGUGGGAACGACGGCAUGUGGUCUGCACGGGCCUUAAGGAUCCGUCCGGAAACCCCAUCCGCUCCUGCCUUUUUCCUGAUGUUAACUCUGUGCAGGACGGAUCUGACCUGGUGGUGUUGGACCUCUGUCGUUUGGUCCGUCUCUGGUCGUGCAAAAUUUCGGGAAAUGUACAAAAAUUCUGCACGUUUUAUGUUGUGAUGUUUAGUUGACAGUCACAUUGCGCCAACGCCAAGCAAAACCUUCAAAUCCAGUCGAGAGAUUAAAUUCUGGGUUAAAUUCUGGUUAAUUUGGGGACGUUUCCAGAUUUCCCGCUGUCCCAUGUCCCAUGUCCGAUGUCUGGCAAGUGGCUGCAGUAAAGCUGAACUGGAACGUGGCCAUUGUUCGCCGAGAGUUGCAUGCUGGUGGCGAUUUGGAUGUGAUCAACAAAACUGGUGGAUCAGCUCAUCCUUGUGCCUCGCUUUGUACGUAUGCCUUUAAAAAAAAAAAAAAAAGAUAAAUAAAAUAAAAACAAGCUGUUGUUGAGUCGUGGCACUGUAAAACGUGCUGAGCGGGUUUGCAAGUUCUGUGUUUUGGAGGACAAACAUGAGUGUGUGGGAGCUGUAAUAGCAUGUUUUUAUCGUGCUUUUAAUUGUAUUUAUUUUGGAGUUUGUUUUUUUUUUUUUUUUUUUUUUAGAUGUUUCAUGCCUUCUGCAGCCAGUAUUUGCCUACAAGACCUCAAAGUUUUCAGAUAUAAAGUUGGCUUAAAGGCUUUUGUCUAGGCUUGAGUAACUUGAAAAUAUAUGCAAUUUUAAAAUGUCUACUUAAUUCCAGAAAAGAAUUGAUACAGCACCGCUGGUUUAGUCAUCGUAGUUUACAUUGAGUACAGAUAAAGCUCGAUAUUCUAAUAUGUUCAUGGCUAUUGAAUUAACAGUGCAAUAUGGUUCAUUACAUGUAGUUUGUCUGUUUUUGUCACAAAGUGGAUUUCAGGUCCAUUUCCACUGCAGAGUGUUAAUUUAACAUGCACAAGUAGUUUUCUCUAACUUCUACCUGAUGUUAACUUUCUGCCUUUACUGUUAUUUGUCGCCGUGUUUGUUACAUAUUUCACCAGCAGUUUGUUACAUAUUUGUUGCAUGGUGAAAUGUAAAAAAUAAGUCUUUUCUUUUAUUACAGUCACUUCAGUUUACUUAUUACUAAAUGGCGAUUUAAAAUUGCACUGAUACAUUUGUUUUGUAUAUCACUGCUUCAGAGAGAAUAUUUGUCAUAGUUGAAAAAUUAAAACAGCCUAUCUGUCUGUC